UUGAUUGUUUGUCUACGUAUGCUCCUCCUCUUAUCAGGAGAUGUUGAACUCAAUCCUGGUCCUAUGGUUGAUGAUCAACCAACUAGUGACUUAUUCGUAGAGUAUCUUGCACCGCUUGCUGAUUGUGAACUAUUUGCAUUUCAUCUUCCUGGAAUAAUACAACAAGAUAUAGAUGAAAUUAAAACUAAUCUAAUUUCUUACUUCAAGAUGAAAGCUUUGCAUGACAAAUGGAUAAAAGUUUAUUCCAAAGCAUCAUGGAGAGAAGUGAUUACUGCUUUGAAGGAAUGUGAAGAGAAUGAACUAGCUAAAAGCAUUGAAUUAAAAGUAGCAGAUCCCACAGGAAGAGGUUUCUAUGUAGUGAUUCCCAGUAGUAAUAAUCCUAUAUCAAGUAAUCUAGAUGCCAUAGUAAGGACUCAUUCUGCUAAACUCGCUGGUGCUAUUACUACUAACCUUUACAGAGUAACUGAUGCACUGUAUGCUGAAGGACUUAUAACAAUGGAUACUAAAGAGAAUAUACAAACAGUAACAGGAAUAUCUGAUUAUAGGAAAUCAAGUCAAUUAGUGUCCAUGAUACAACAACAUUUGGCAUGCUCUCUUAAUCCACCACAAUAUAUAACUAAAAUAUGUAUUGAAUUAAUAAACCAAAAGUGUGAUCCACUAAAAGAUAUUGCUACCAAAAUAGUAGACGAGUUAGUACAAGAUGACUCCGUUAACAGAAUAGGUUCCGUAUCUUGUACACUAGCUAAAGAGGAGCUUAAGCCAGGUGAUCACAUACAUGCACAUAUAUCAUCAUUCCACACUCAUCACGGUAUUUACAUUGGUGAGCCUAAUUGUGAUGUCAUUUAUUGCAGUCGAGAUGACAAAGAAUCAAAAUCGAGUGGUCAAAUACAAAAAACUACUCUGGAUAAAUUUCGUGAUAAAAAUAGACUCUGUUUAGUCGCAUACAAUUGCAGUACAGCAUCAAAAAUCUCUUCCUUAAUUCACAGUUCUUCCUGUCACACAGAGAAGGCAAUGCCUCUACCAGAAACCAGAAAGCUGGCUAUACAUUUUCUUAAUCAUCCAAAAGAAUGGGGUGGAUAUGACUUUGGCAGUGAACCAAGUGAAGUAUUUGCCUGCUUCUGUAAAACGGGUCUGAUGAAUAUUGCAGCACAGUAUCAGAUCUCUCGAUGGAUACCAAGUUCAAGCUCACAAGAGGAACCGCCUGAUACAUAUAAAGAAGCAUUGGAGAAGUAUCGUAAAAUAAAACGCCAAUUAGUAAUUCAUUAGAUUAGUUUGAUUAGUGAUUAUUAGGGACUAGUAUAUAGUGAUUAUUAGGGACUAGUAUUAUUAGUUUUGUUGCUA
Messenger RNA from Amphimedon queenslandica, 1341 nucleotides. RefSeq lists its product as uncharacterized. Bases 19 to 1266 code for a protein of 415 amino acids. The record is from RefSeq and is a predicted model, not a curated record. The transcript is spliced from 3 exons. Lineage: Eukaryota; Metazoa; Porifera; Demospongiae; Haplosclerida; Niphatidae.